UUAAGAUGUGAUUUAGGCUAAAUUAGCGUUAUUUUGUCAUUAAUAACAAUUCUAACAUGGGUGUUGGUGUAUUUGUAGUGUUUCUAGUGACAAGUAGUGCGUUCGUUCAAUGUCAUCACAAUGAGCAAACAAGGAGGCCGACAACUUCUGUAAUAACCUCCACAGUAUCACCACAAACGACUACACAAACACCACUAACAACCACAACAGCUGAACCUAUGCCGAUACAUUUAAAUACAUGGAUUUACAUCGGGAUAGGCGUAGCGGUUCUACUCAUCGUCAGUCAGACUCUCUGCUUCUUUCUUUACAUCAGAAAACUGAAGUCAUACCAGUCUCGUCGCAGUAUUACUAACAUGGCCCCCUUAAUAACACCAAACGGGAAUUCAGAUCGCUAUCAACGGGCUCCAAGCAGGAUUAACGCGCACGUCGCCAAACCAGCUGAGCAGAAUCACACAUGUUCAUUGUACGAGUAUGAAUGCGUCAAAGAUAUAACUGACAGAGCGGGAAAAAAACCGGAGCCUCCGCCUACGUCAACUUUACCAAAACGAAACCGACCUCCUUUGCCGCUACCUAACGGUGUACACGGGCCUAAAUCCUCAACUUUAACUGCGCAUUCGACUCAGCAGUUGCUGCAACUGCGGGGUCGCGAAGUGUCUACUGUACCCAGUAAGUCUCCAGUGCACUUCAAUCCCCAUGCGCCGUUGCCAUCACGUAGCCCCCAGACAAGACGCCUUCCAACACCACUACGUACAUCAGUUCUGAAACCUCAAGACUCGUCGAGAAACGACAGAUCACACAAGAUUUAUGAAUCAUUGCCGGACCUUAGGGGGAUAAGACACCUCCCUAAGCCGCCAGCCGUCCAACCACCUAUAAUGUUCACACCACCAACCCCAUCGCUUACUCCAGACCUGAACAGGGCAAGAAGAUUUUAUGGUAGAGAAACCCCAUCACCUGUUAUGAUACCUAAACCUCGUUUACCGCUACCGCAAGAAUACAACAGAAAUGGUUACCCACCAAAACGAAAUGAAUCACUGCUGGGCAAAAGAGCGUCUCGUAUUUAUGAAUCACUACCGGACGUCAGAGAGUUUCAGCACCACCGAAAGCCUACCAUCGCUUCACCACCACCUGUAAAUUUUACACAUGCAAUGCCAAGUGUGUCUUGUAGCCUGAACACGCCUAGAAGAGUUCCUGAUCCAGAAAAAGAGUCAAUUACAAAUGAAUUAAUGGAAAAAUUAAAGCGACGAGCGAAUUUAAAUUCUCAAAGCUCCAACGCCCCAUCGCCAGCUCUUCCUAGAAGAACGCCAGUUGUGACACCACCAAGAAGGACUCCGAAACCACAAUAUAUAGACGAGUCAUCUGAAGACGAAGAAUGGACUAUAGAAGAAAUCAAGCAGAUCAAUAUGUAUAACGUAUAAGCAAUAAGACAUUAAAUGAAAACUUAAUAUAGGAAUUAUAAAUAAAAUAUCAUCAUCAUUACGUCAACCAAUGGCGUCCACUGCUUGACGUAGGUCUUUUGUAGGAGUUCCAAAUACCGCGGUCUUGUGCCGCUCAACCAUGACUUGAUCAUAUUAUCAAAAUUAAGCUUAAUUUGCUAUA
Messenger RNA from Pararge aegeria (speckled wood butterfly), 1596 nucleotides. Its product is annotated as serine/arginine repetitive matrix protein 1-like. Lineage: Eukaryota; Metazoa; Arthropoda; Insecta; Lepidoptera; Nymphalidae. Bases 57 to 1415 code for a protein of 452 amino acids. The record is from RefSeq and is a predicted model, not a curated record. The transcript is spliced from 17 exons.